This is a messenger RNA of Mesorhabditis spiculigera, 1038 nucleotides long. NCBI's taxonomy places the organism in Eukaryota, Metazoa, Nematoda, Chromadorea, Rhabditida, Rhabditidae. The record is from the annotation of a GenBank genome assembly.
AUGGCACCAAAAAGGGAUAUUUCUCUCACAUCGUCCGUAAAAAUCGAAUGCACUGGCCGUGUUAGUCGAGUCGAUCAAAAGUUUCUCUACAUCAACUGCACACAUGGCUCCGUUUUCUGCCCCUUGUCGAAGUGUGUCGAGGGCGUUUGCCAUGAUUUAAGAGACAAAUACGAGGUCGGAGAUGUCGUUCAUCUACAGGCCACCCGGCAAGAGGCCAAGAACGAUUGCGAGUUUUUGGCUGUAAAGGUCCGCCCCUCGAAAAACACGGAGGCAUAUCAGAGGAAUAUGGAUGAUUAUACGGAUCAAGAAGUGAUGAUCACCAAAGUCACAGAAACGUUGGCCUACGGGAGAAGCGAGAUUUUUGGCGCCGUGUUCAUCCCGGGAUCGGCGUUUCCGGCCACGCAAACCGGCCGUCUGGCCGAACACAUUUGUCCUGGGGAUAAGGUGGUGGUCGACAUCCGGGCACAAAGCGAACGAAACGGAUGCAGCUGGCUGGCCACGAAAGCUAUUUCCGCCAAAGCGCUGGCGAAAGAAGAGGAAAAAGCGGCGGAAAGAGGCGAUUUGGUGUAUGAAUUGGAGGAUGGGCGGAUACAGGGCACCGGCUCGGUCAUUGAUGUUGAACAGUACAGCGCCAUCGUGUGGUGCCAAACGAUUGGCCGGGUGAACUGCUCGAUAUUGACGUGGUGCGGCGGGGAUGGGGGUAUUGACGCCGAGCACCUCACCGAAAUCAUCGGCCUCGGCUUCAACGUCUCCUUCAUCGCAAAGAAGUUGCCGGGAAAGGAAAUGGAGUUCCGUGCCACGCGCUGGAUGUUCGCCGGCCAGGAUUUGAACGACGACCGCGACAAGGAUAUGGCGGAUACGUAUACGCAAACCGUGCCCACGGUCACGGAUUAUUGUUUACUCGAUAACUCCGAGCCUAUCCUCGAACUGCUCGAGGAGAAGCCUGUUCUCCAACAAAUGGUUGGCAACUACGUCGAAGAAUUGAAAAUUCGCAUGCCCUGGCAUCCUAAAGCCGAGCAACAAGACGACGAGACGGGA